AUGCCCGAGAGCGCAUGGUUUCCGUUCGACAGUAGCACCGGCUGGUUUCGGCCGUCGACAGUUUUUCAAAACGACCGAGUAGAAAAGACAGUUCGAAACGGUUGUGUAGUUCGACAGGUCCCAUUCGGCCGCGCCCGUCGCCGAGCGACAGCACUCGCAGCCGCAGCCGCAGCCCACCGAGCUCCGAUUCGCGCCGCCGUCCGGCAGCGGUCCACGCAGCAGUCCGCGGACACCACUACUACAACGAACACGCCACUGGCGAGCGAUCCGCCGCCGCCGCCUCCCGGUUUUGCCGUAUUUUCAUACGCGGGAAGCGGCCGCCAUUCCCGUCCAUCGCCCGGCGUGCGCGAAUCACGCCUACGCGUUCGCAUCGCAAUUAAAGGCGGUUCCUAG
Molecule: messenger RNA, 393 nt
Organism: Cinara cedri
Lineage: Eukaryota; Metazoa; Arthropoda; Insecta; Hemiptera; Aphididae
Source: the annotation of a GenBank genome assembly